UGUGCACACACUCUGGGAAGGCGCUUUGGGAAGUAUCUAGGCCCGAACCUGCCACGGCCCCGGGGGAGGCUGGACCCGGGUUCGAGCCCCGGCGCCCCCUGCUGGCGAGCGCACGUAUGUGCAGCCAGAGCUGUGUGCACGCGUGAUUAGAGCGAGCGCACCGUGAUUAGAGCGAGCGCACACACGCGCAGCCAGAGCCCCGCGCACGCGCGAUUAGAGCGAGCGCAUACACGCGUAGCCACGGCCGCGCGCACGCGUGAUUAGAGCGAGCGCACGCGCGAUUAGAGCGAGCGCACACGUGAUUAGAGCGAGCGCACGCGUGAUUAGAGCGAGCGCGUGCGUGAUUAGAGCGAGUGCACGCGUGAUUAGAGCGAGCGCACACACGCGCAGCCACGGCCGCGCGCACGCGUGAUUAGAGCGAGCGCACGCGUGAUUAGAGCGAGCGCAGGCGCGAUUAGAGCGAGCGCAGGCGCGAUUAGAGCGAGCGCACACAUGAUUAGAGCGAGCGCGCGCGCGAUUAGAGCGAGCGCAGGCGCGAUUAGAGCGAGCGCACGCGUGAUUAGAGCGAGCGCGCGCGCGAUUAGAGCGAGCCGCCCCCCCCCCAGGGCCCUGCUGGGCGGGAGCCCCGACGGCGUCGUGUGCAGCGCCGACGACUACUUCCGGGGCGGCGGCGGCGGCUACAGCUACAGCGUCUCGGGCCUCGGCCGCGCCCACGACUGGAGCCAGAGCCGAGCCAAGCGGGCCAUCGCCGAGGGCCGGUCGCCGGUCAUCAUCGACAACACCAACACGCAGGCCUGGGAGAUGCGGCCUUACGUGGAGAUG
Molecule: messenger RNA, 822 nt
Organism: Psammomys obesus (fat sand rat)
Lineage: Eukaryota; Metazoa; Chordata; Mammalia; Rodentia; Muridae
Product: NEDD4-binding protein 2-like 2
Exons: 2
Biological process (GO): negative regulation of transcription by RNA polymerase II
Cellular component (GO): nucleus
Molecular function (GO): transcription corepressor activity
Source: RefSeq, a predicted model, not a curated record